Messenger RNA from Pteronotus mesoamericanus, 1580 nucleotides. It is a transcript of the gene CLEC2L, whose product is annotated as C-type lectin domain family 2 member L. Bases 1 to 645 code for a protein of 214 amino acids. The transcript has 6 exons. NCBI's taxonomy places the organism in Eukaryota, Metazoa, Chordata, Mammalia, Chiroptera, Mormoopidae. The record is from RefSeq and is a predicted model, not a curated record.
AUGGAGCCGGCCCGGGAGCCCCCAGCGCGGACCCGGCCGCCGCCGCCCCCCGCCGCCCGCCCCGCACCUGCCCCCGCAGCGCCCAGGCCGCGCUCCCCCGCGGAAGCGGAGGCCCGAGGCCCGGAGGGGCUGCUGCGGCGAUCGGGCUCCGGCUACGAGGGCAGCACCAGCUGGAAGGCGGCCCUGGAGGACACCACUACCCGUCUCCUGCUGGGGGCCAUCGCUGUGCUUCUGUUCGCCAUCCUGGUGGUGAUGAGCAUCUUGGCUUCCAAGGGCUGCAUCAAGUGCGAAGCGCCCUGCCCGGAGGACUGGCUGCUCUACGGGAGGAAGUGCUACUUCUUCUCCGAGGAACCACGAGACUGGAACACAGGCAGGCAGUACUGCCACACCCACGAGGCCGCGCUGGCUGUGAUUCAGAGCCAGAAGGAGCUGGAGUUCAUGUACAAGUUCACGCGGAGGGAGCCCUGGAUUGGCCUGCGCAGAGUGGGGGACGAAUUCCAUUGGGUCAACGGGGAACCGUUUGACCCGGACACGUUCCACAUCGCGGGCCUGGGGGAGUGCGUCUUCGUGGAGCCCACCAGGCUGGUGUCGACGGAGUGCCUGACGACCCGGCCCUGGGUGUGCAGCAAGAUGGCCUACACGUGAGGGCCCAGCUCACGGCCUCCCUGGGGUGCCCCCUGGAGACCAGCAGCCCACAGUGACCGCCUCCCUUCCCCGGCACCUCCAGCACUUAACACGGAGCCUCUACACGGCCGGCCUGUCCUCUUGUCGUCUGUGACGCGUCUCUUCAUGUCACCUGACUGCUCCUGUCAUCUGAAUAUAAACCCCUGGGAAGCGGGGACUGUGCGUUUUUGGCCUCUUGGGUGCACAUAGCACGCACUCAAAGAUCCUUGUACAUGACAAUAAGAUUGUACACGUUGACUGUUGGCCACAGUGGGAGAGACCGGUGGUCGCCAUCUGCAGGAGACUUGUCUUUUUGGCCUGGAUGGGCAUGGCAUGAUUUUUAGAGGCACAGCAAAGACGAGGUCUUUAAUUUGUCCUGCUUCAAUUACAUGAGCUCAUGCACCCACUGGGUGGGCUGAGUGGGGGUGGCCCGGAAGUUCAGGGGUGAUUAGGGAGCGCUGCCUCGGUCUCCAAGAUGUCUUUUGCAUCCUACACACAGCCCCGCUGGCGACGAGACCGCUGUGCAGGAGGGCCGGGGUCUGGGAGGGUUUUCCUCGGUGAAUGACGCUGGCUGCGGAAGGUUCCUGUGAUCCCCGGGAAAUCAGGCCAGCGCCGCUGUGUUGUUCUGUGGCAGCCAGGACAGCAGGAGGGUGGAGGUGAACGAGGCAGCUGCCUCUGGCCCCUGCCUGGUCUGUAGUCAGCUCUAAGCGGGGAGUCAGCAUGAGAUGGAAGCCUCCUGCCACAGGCAUCCGGCCCCCGCCACUCCUAACGCAGCCCGGGGUGGACACGCUCCGGGCCCGGCUCCGAAGGCCUGCCCUGGCCUAGCUGGGGGGCGGGCUCUUCCGAUGAGCAGUGGCGUAGCUCAAGCCGCUAUGCUAAACCUCUCUGACUCCUGGCUUCAACUCUAAAAAGUAGAA